AGUGACGUGGGUCUUGACAUUGAAAAAGGCAUCUCAUUCAGGGAGCAUGUUUCUCUGUCUGUUGAAGGCUUGACAUGCACCGGCUGCGAGACGAAGCUUUACAAAGCGUUGCAUGACAUCCGCGGCGUUAGCAACCUUCACACCAGCUUAGUGUUGUCGCAAGCGGAGUUCGAUCUUGAUGAGCAAGCCUGCCCGGUUGACGACCUUGUUAAGGCCGUUGAGAAGGCAACCGGGUUCUCUUGCCAGCGCUUGAGCAGUACCGGGCAAGAUCUGGACUUGAUUGUUAAUGCUGAUGCAAAGGCGUUUGUCGAGCGGAAAUACCCCGUCGGGAUCGCGCUGAUGAGCGUCCUCGGCCCUCGUGAGAUCCGCGUUACCUUCGAUCCGACGAUCAUCGGGGCACGAGCGGUUCUUGAAGCUGCCUUUGGGAGCGAACUGAAGCUCUCUGCGCGUCGGACGACUUCCGACCUUGAGACGGGACAGAAACAUGUGCGGCGUACGGCUUGGGUUACACUGCUCUCCGCCGUCCUCACGAUACCCGUCCUCGUGCUGGCCUGGGCCCCUCUCGAUCCCCGUCCGGUCGUUUACGGCGCCGUCUCGCUGGCCCUUGCUACUGCAGUACAGUUUCUGGUUGCCGGCCAAUUCUACGUCAGCGCUUUGAGAGCUCUGAUUUUCACAAGGACAAUGGAGAUGGAUCUCCUCGUUGUACUCAGCACCACGACCGCCUACCUGUGUUCUGUCGUCUCUUUCGCAUUCGCAGUCAGGGGCCGCCCGCUACCUAUUGGAGAGUUCUUCGAGACAAGCACAUUGCUUGUCACUUUGAUUAUGCUAGGCCGAUUGGUCAGCGCUUUCGCCAGGCAGAAAGCAGUGGCGGCCGUCUCUGUCCGGUCACUCCAACGCCAAACUGCCGUCCUCUGCGAUCAGGACGGCGGCAAUUCACGGGAAAUAGAUGCGCGCCUCCUGCAGUACGGAGAUCUUUUCAGAGUAGACCCCGACUCAAGAAUUGUGACUGACGGCGUUGUUGUUAUUGGCGCAACUGAAGUUGACGAAAGCGUGGUAACUGGAGAGGCUCUUUCUAUUGACAAGCGCCCCGGCUCACUGGUUGUCGCUGGCUCCACCAACGGAUCCGGCGUCAUUGUCGUUCGUCUCACAAACCUACCUGGAAACAAUACAAUCAGCACGAUUGCAGCCAUGGUGGACGAGGCCAAGUUCCAAAAGGCGAAAACACAGGAACUAGUCGACCUCAUUGCGAGCUGGUUCGUGCCCGUUGUCCUCGUUCUCGCCACAGCGACUUUCUUGGUCUGGAUUGCAAUUGGCAUUGCCGUCCGCCAUCAGGGUGCUGGUACCUCGGUCGUCAACGCGAUCACUUACGGCGUGUCUGUGCUAAUCGUUUCCUGCCCGUGUGCGAUCGGCCUCUGCGUCCCAAUGGUCAUUGUGGUUGGCGGGGGCGCGGCCGCGAAGCACGGGAUCAUCGUUAAGUCGGCUACUGUUUAUGAGAAUGGUCGCAAAGUCUCACAUGUUGCUUUCGACAAGACUGGCACUCUUACGGAAGGCAAGCUCCAGGUCGCGGACGAGGCCGUCUUGGCGCCAGACGAACAACUCGCCUUGUCUGUCACCCUUGGCUUGGUGGAUAUUAGCAAGCACCCUGUCUCGGCGGCUAUCACGUCUCAUAUGAAAGCUAGAGGCGUUCGAGCCGCCACUUUGACAGGCGUGCGAUCGAUCGCUGGCAAAGGAAUUGAAGGCACUUAUAACGGCGAUCCAGUGCGUUGUGGCAAUUCUCGCUUUUUAUCACUCGAAGACCUGCCGGAAGUCCAACGUCUCCUCAGCAAAGGCUUGACGGUCUUUUGCGUCACCAUCAAGCACAAACCCAUGUGCGUUUUCGGCCUGUCAGACCGUGUGCGUCCUGAGACCAACCUCGUCCUGGCUGAACUGAAGAAUCGCAAGAUCGCCAUCUCACUCCUCAGCGGCGACGACGCAGGUGCUACGGAGUCACUGGCCGCUCAACUCGGUGUCCCUCUGAGCAACGUGCGGUCCCGCUGCUCGCCGGCGGACAAGCAGAAGUACCUCAAGGGUCUCGUAAGGGGGAAGCACGACCGCAUUGUUUUCUGCGGCGACGGCACGAACGACGCCGUCGCGCUCGCCCAGGCCGAUAUUGGCGUUCACAUGAGCACUGGUAGCGAGAUCGCGCGGACGGCCGCGGAUGUCGUGCUCCUGCGGCCUUCCCUCAACGGCUUGCUAGUGCUGCUGGAUCUUUCCCACGCGGCGAUGCACCGCGUGUACCUUAACUUUGCGUGGUCGUUCGUUUAUAACCUGUUUGCGAUACUACUGGCUGCGGGUGCUUUUGUACACGCACGCAUUGCGCCGCAGUAUGCUGGACUUGGGGAGAUUGUCAGUGUGUUGCCUGUUAUUUUGGUGGCGCUGCAGUUGAGGUUC
This is a messenger RNA of Baudoinia panamericana UAMH 10762, 2430 nucleotides long. RefSeq lists its product as uncharacterized. The annotation marks the transcript as partial. Gene Ontology annotation, biological process: monoatomic cation transport. The record is from RefSeq and is a predicted model, not a curated record. Gene Ontology annotation, cellular component: membrane. The transcript has a single exon. Lineage: Eukaryota; Fungi; Ascomycota; Dothideomycetes; Mycosphaerellales; Teratosphaeriaceae. Gene Ontology annotation, molecular function: ATP binding; ATP hydrolysis activity; ATPase-coupled monoatomic cation transmembrane transporter activity.